CGCAACACGAAGUUACCUGAAACUAAAGGUGGGUGUCUCCUCCUCUCUCGACGCCGCGCCCCUUCACACUCUCACGGCAUCAUCCAGGAAGAAAGCCCGGAGUGGAAACCGUCGAGCGGUGAAUGAACGGCUGCAGUCAGCUAUAAAGAGGAUUUUCAGGAGUUCCCACUCUCAUAUAACUGCUGUUUGGACGGAGGCACAGUCAACAUGCUGAUUAAAGAAUACCGAAUUGUCCUGCCCAUUUCAGUGGAGGAGUACCAAGUGGGUCAGCUGUAUGCAGUAGCAGAGGCCAGUAAGAAUGAGACGGGUGGAGGAGAAGGUGUGGAGGUGAUUGUCAACGAGCCCUAUGAGAAGGAUGGAGAGAAGGGACAAUACACCCACAAGAUCUACCACCUGCAGAGUAAAGUGCCAGGCUUUAUCCGGGUGAUAGCGCCGAAAGGUUCUCUCGAAGUUCACGAGAAGGCUUGGAAUGCAUAUCCUUACUGUCGAACCAUCCUCACGAAUGAAUACAUGAAAGACAAGUUCAUGAUAAAGAUUGAGACGUGGCACAAGCCGGAUAUGGGGGAUCAGGAAAAUGUACAUGGACUGGACCAAAGCACAUGGGAAAAAACUGAAGUAGUUGACAUCGACAUUGGUGACAGAAGUGUCAUAAGUCCAAAUGACUACAAACCAGAAUACGAUCCAGCCAUAUUUAAGUCCGAGAAGACGGGUAGAGGACCUCUGGGACCUGACUGGAAGAAAGAACUCGCUAACAACCCCGACUGUCCACACAUGUGUGCCUAUAAGCUAGCCACUGUUGAAUUCAAGAUGCUGGGACUACAGGGCAAAGUGGAAGGCUUCAUUCAUAAGGUGGAGAAGCGUUUGUUCACCCACUUCCACAGACAGCUGUUCUGCUGGCUGGACAGAUGGAUUGAUCUGUCGAUGGAUGACAUACGACGCAUGGAGGAGGAGACGAAGAAGGAGCUGGAUGAGAUGAGGAAGAAUGAUGAAGUUAAAGGCCUGGCAGUCGACUAACCCAGAGGCUCAGACUCAUGUCCUGGGACACUGGACCUAGAACAACUUGAUAGGCAUAAUCAAGAAUACCACACCUCCAUCCCAAUAAAAUUUGCUCUUAAUAAGAGCUCAUUAUUGUAAA
Morone saxatilis (striped sea-bass) is the source of this 1135-nucleotide messenger RNA. Its product is annotated as phosphatidylinositol transfer protein alpha isoform-like. Gene Ontology annotation, cellular component: cytoplasm. NCBI's taxonomy places the organism in Eukaryota, Metazoa, Chordata, Actinopteri, Moronidae. The transcript has 12 exons. The coding region runs from base 208 to 1014 and encodes 268 amino acids. Gene Ontology annotation, molecular function: phosphatidylcholine intramembrane carrier activity; phosphatidylinositol transfer activity; phosphatidylinositol binding. The record is from RefSeq and is a predicted model, not a curated record. Gene Ontology annotation, biological process: phospholipid transport.